Molecule: messenger RNA, 1959 nt
Organism: Phytophthora infestans T30-4
Lineage: Eukaryota; Oomycota; Peronosporomycetes; Peronosporales; Peronosporaceae
Product: polycomb protein EZH2, putative
Exons: 7
Coding region: 1-1959 (652 amino acids)
Biological process (GO): chromatin remodeling
Molecular function (GO): protein binding; histone methyltransferase activity
Source: RefSeq, a predicted model, not a curated record
AUGUGCUCGAUCCUGGAAAGCUUCGGCAAGCCCACGCAGUGCAUUUCAUCCGUGUUUCCUAACGAGGUCGCAAGGCCUCAGAGUGACGUCACUCGUGCUGUGAGCUCCUUGGUAACAGCACAUCUUCCUAUCAUUCGUCGCUGUCAUCGAAGGAAGGUGCAAGCUAUUCUGACAGAGGCCCGUAGGAAGAUUGCUACGUACCAAGGAGCAUUGAGGAAGUUCAGGAGACCUCCUUACGCGGUGACGUCGCAUCUGCUUCCUCGCUCCACAGCGGAGAAGCAUGCUGUGAGGAAGCUGAAAGCUGUGCAGCACAUGUGCAGCCAGAGUGCGGGAAGCGUCUCGUUCCGAAUUGGUCGUGGCGACAGCUUUGUGCGAGAGAGAACCGUGUCAUCGCUGAUCCAGAUCAGCCGCGUCGAAGAGACUCAACCUCUGCGGCGGUACACGACGAGCAUUGGACUGCGUGGCAACUACCGCGUCGAGGACGAUCCGAUUCUACGCUACACUGCCAUCACAAGGUCGAGUGGAGCUGAGGGUGGGAAUGAAAGUGGUGAGAAGUACGGACUACAGGUAGGCAGUGUGGCUGACGAAGAGGUGGCGGAGUUCGUGCUGCGACUGGUGGUUGGUCGUCUUAGCGACUCGGAACAAGUGUUCCACGCGCUGAAGAGCGAGCUCGGCUUCUCUCAGGCGUACACAGCGUACAGCGAACUGAAGAAGCUGCACGACUCGAGGCAGCGAGCAGCCGCCAGACUGGAUCGGAUGGAGAAGCUGGGUCGUGGUGGAAAGCAUGCGUGGGAUCCCGAUGUGGCAGCCAUUGUCAACUUGCUAAAGCAGUCGUCGUUAUCGAAAGCCAGCCGCGCGAAAGCCUUGAGCAGACGGUUGCAGCCGCCAAUAUGCAGUUUCGAGUCAAGCAUCGUGGACAGUCUCGUGGACGGCGCGACGGCAGGCAUCGCAGCGUUAGGCCUGCGUGCGACAGAUUCAUACCACGACUUGGUGGACGUGUACCAUGGCUCGCUCUGUCGGAUGUGCUACAGAUACGCCUGCCACGAGCAUGGAGGCGAUCACCCGCUACCGACCAGGCGAGUGGAUCCCGUCUACCCUCAAAUUCGAACUACAUUAUCAGCAGCAGAGCUUGGUGUGCUUCGAAAGCUCCGAGAGACUAUGGGCGACAACUCGUCGGGCCGGCGUGCCCGCAACUGGAAGCAGGGGCGCAGGGCGGGCGGAAGUAAUCACGAGCUGCUACAGCGAACACGCAUCCAACGUCUGCAGGAUCGGGGCACGGAGAAUCAUGAAUACCAGCCGUGCACACACGAGGGCAUGUGCGAUACGUCGGGGUGCUCUUGUAUGAAGCGAGACCACAUGUGCGAGAAAGCGUGUGCCUGCUCUCGCGACUGUCCAAAUAGGUUUGAAGGUUGUUCAUGCUCGGCAGGCGAAUGUCGUACCAACCGAUGUCCGUGCUAUGCGGCGCUGCGCGAAUGUGAUCCAGACGUAUGUGUAUCGUGUGGGAAAUCGGUUUGUGGCAAUGUAAAUGUGAUCCGUAGCAACCACAAAAGGUUGGGCAUGGGUUUCUCCUCGAUCCAUGGGUACGGAAUGUUUGCACGCGAGGCUUUCUUGGCGACCGAAUUUGUGUACGAGUACACUGGCGCCAUGCUUUCCCAGGACGAGGCGGAGCGCCGCGGUCUGUUUUACGACAAGAUGGAGAUGAGCUACUUGUUUGAUUUGAACGAAGAUGCGGUGUUGGACGCGCUUCGCAGCGGCAACAAGAGCAAGUUCAUUAACCAUCAGAGUGAGUCGCCCAACUGCACGGCAAAGGUGAUGAGUGUUUGUGGUGUGCACCACAUCACAAUCUGGGCUCUGCGUGACAUUGGUGUUGGCGAGGAGCUGGUUUUCGACUACGGCUACAAGCGAAGUGUCGGUCCAGAUUGGAGUCAUCGUCGGGCGGCAUCGAAGGAUUCCAGCUAA